Molecule: messenger RNA, 1913 nt
Organism: Spea bombifrons (plains spadefoot toad)
Lineage: Eukaryota; Metazoa; Chordata; Amphibia; Anura; Pelobatidae
Gene: DYRK3
Product: dual specificity tyrosine phosphorylation regulated kinase 3
Exons: 3
Coding region: 174-1880 (568 amino acids)
Biological process (GO): positive regulation of cell cycle G2/M phase transition; cytoplasmic stress granule disassembly; peptidyl-threonine phosphorylation
Cellular component (GO): nucleus
Molecular function (GO): protein serine/threonine kinase activity; ATP binding; protein serine/threonine/tyrosine kinase activity
Source: RefSeq, a predicted model, not a curated record
UAGCUCCACCUCCGCACUGGCCUCAGUCCCUGGCAAUUCCCUGUGUCUCUAGUGUGUCCGGAUACAGACGAGGCCGGGUGGGGUCCCGUUGAGCCCCGUUUACAUGAAUCCGAGCGUCGCCCAGGUAUGGAUUAUGCCGGACCCUUGUCAACCGCUUUCUCCCGCGAGCAGUUAUGAUGCUCCUGACCAGGAAGCCUGAGGGCCCCAUAACAGCAGUGCGAUACGGUGAUGGCUUGUAUGAUUCCUACAUGAGGCUCGAUCAGGCGGCAGCACAGGAUGCUGCAGUGGAAAAAGAGAGUCCCUCCUCACUGCCAUCCAUCGGGAGACUUACUAUAAGUGGAACUAAAUUUGCAAUGAAAGAUCCCCAGCAAGUCAAAGUCCAACAGUUGUUUGAGGAUACUGGCAACCGCAGGUUGGGUGUAGGAAUCCCAGGAUCAGACAGUACAUUUCCUGUACUGACAAAAGAGAAGAGCUCGGACAGCUCAGGGACCUCGAAAUCCAGCGACAGUUCCACAAAGUCAUCAAAGUCCACUUAUCUGGGUCCUGAACAAGCAGUGAAGCAAUACAAGCACCAGCUGUCAGGAUAUGAGCUGCAGGAAAUCACCAGUUUCCCUGAGAUCUAUUUUGUGGGUCCAAAUGCAAAAAAGAGACAAGGAGUUGUUGGGGGCCCUAAUAAUGGAGGAUAUGAUGAUGACCAAGGGGGAUAUAUCCUGGUGCCCCAUGACCAGCUAGCUUACAGAUAUGAGGUGCUUAAAGUCAUUGGGAAGGGCAGCUUUGGGCAAGUGGCAAAAGUUUAUGACCAUAAACUCCACCAACAUGUGGCUCUUAAGAUGGUCCGCAACGAAAAGAGGUUCCAUCGGCAGGCAGCAGAAGAGAUCCGCAUCUUGGAUCACCUGAAGAAGCAGGACAAAACAGGGAGCAUGAAUGUGAUACACAUGCUGGAAAGUUUUACCUUCCGUAACCACAUCUGUAUGACUUUUGAGCUGCUGAGCAUGAAUUUGUAUGAGCUAAUUAAGAGGAACAAAUUCCAAGGCUUCAGUCUCCAAUUGGUUCGAAAGUUUGCCCAUUCCAUCUUACAGUGCUUAGACUCAUUGCACAGAAACAGGAUCAUCCACUGUGACCUUAAGCCUGAAAAUAUUCUUCUCAAACAACAAGGCCGGAGUGGAAUUAAGGUUAUAGACUUUGGGUCUAGUUGCUUUGAACACCAGAGAGUCUACACAUAUAUACAGUCUCGCUUCUAUCGGGCACCUGAAGUAAUUCUCGGAAGUCGUUAUGGGAUGCCUAUAGACAUGUGGAGUUUUGGCUGCAUUCUAGCUGAGCUUUUAACUGGCUACCCACUGUUCCCAGGAGAGGAUGAGGGAGACCAGUUGGCAUGCAUGAUGGAACUCCUUGGAGCUCCUCCACCAAAGCUUCUAGAGCAAGCCAAGCGAGCCAAGAACUUUGUUAAUUCCAAGGGCUAUCCCCGUUAUUGUACAGUUACCACGCUUCCCAACGGAACAACAGUGCUUAAUGGGAGCAGGUCACGCAGGGGCAAGAUGCGUGGUGCUCCUGGCAGCAAAGACUGGGUGACAGCCUUGAAGGGCUGUGAAGAUGCUCUUUUCAUUGACUUCUUAAAGGGUUGCCUAAACUGGGACCCGACUGCACGAAUGACACCCAGCCAGGCCUUGCGACAUCAGUGGAUCUGCAAGCGGAUACCUAAACCCCCAGUAACAGAUAGGGCUUCAGGAAAAAGAGUUGCCAGCCAUACCAGCUCCUUCCCAGGAAUCGGCUCCAAGCUGCCACCUGUUACAGGUGUAGCAAACAAGUUGCGAACCAAUUUAAUGAACGAUUCAAAUGGGAGCAUACCACUACGGACAGUCUUGCCCAAGCUGGUCAGCUAAUCCCAGGCUUGUACCGAGCACAGUCAAGAAAAA